Entrophospora candida is the source of this 1428-nucleotide messenger RNA. The record is from the annotation of a GenBank genome assembly. NCBI's taxonomy places the organism in Eukaryota, Fungi, Glomeromycota, Glomeromycetes, Entrophosporales, Entrophosporaceae.
AUGUCGACAAUCCUAUUACCAUUUUUAAAUAACUUGUCAGCGCUUACAGGAGGCGUUCCACUUGAUUACCUUCGAUUGAUUAUCAAUUUAUUAGCAAAUUACCCGGCUGCUUUAUUUUAUAAAACCAUACCACACGAUAAACCAAAUGUUAAACAUUUAUAUUCUAUUAUGAUGUCCAUUUUGGCUCGUGGUAGCUUUGGUAUUAUUGCACUUGACCAUAUUUAUCGACAAGUUAACAGUCUAACGUAUGAUCAAUAUGAUACAACGGGACCACAAAUGGUCCUAAUUAUUAAACUUACUUCAUUCGCAUUUAAUGUUUAUGAUGGAAGAAGGCCAGCUCAUGAAUUAACAUCAUAUCAAAAACUUAAAUCUGUUACUAAAAUGCCUUCAAUUCUUGAAUAUCUUGGAUUUGUAUUUUUUUUUGGUGGAUUUAUGGUUGGCCCCGCAUUUGAAUUUAUGGAUUAUAGGCAAUUUACAAAUAUGGAAAUGUUUAGAAUUGAUAAUAAUAACGACAAUAAAGCAAAAAACAACACAAAGAAGUAUUAUGUACCAAAUGGAUUUGUACCUUCAAUGGGUAAAUUACUGUUUGGAUUAUUUUGGGUUGUUUGUACUUAUUUAUUGGGUAAAAAAUACGAUACAGAUUGGAUUUUAACUAAAGAAUAUCGAUCAAAAUCAUUAUUUAAUAGAUUAUUAUUCAUACAAAUAUCUGCUUUUUGUGCAAGAUUUAAAUAUUAUAUUGUAUGGUUGCUAGCAGAAGGUUCAUGUGUUCUUAGUGGCAUCGGAUUUAAUGGUUAUGAUGGAAAGGGAAAUGCAAAAUGGGAUCGUGUUUCAAACAUUAAUGUGAUAGCUUAUGAAACUGCUGAUAAUCCUAAACACUUAUUAGAAGCUUGGAAUAUGAAUACAAAUAAAUGGUUAAAGAAUUAUGUUUAUUUGAGGAUAACGCCUCCCGGGCAAAAGCCGACUUUCCUUUCUACUUUUGCUACCUUUGGCACUAGUGCUGUUUGGCAUGGAUUUUAUCCCGGUUAUUAUCUGACAUUUGCCAGUGGAGCAUUUAUUCAAAGCCUCCAUCGAUCAAUUCGUCGUCAUAUACGCCCAAUAUUUCUAACGCCCAAAUUUAAAUCAUAUAAACACAUCUAUGAUUUUUUGGGUUGGCUAUCUACACAAAUUAUGAUAAAUUAUUUGGUUUUACCGUUCAAUAUAUUGUCAUUAGAAGGUUCUCUUUAUGCUUGGAAAUCGGUUUAUUUCUGUGGACAUUUGACAAUUUUGUUAACGAAUAUGUUGUUCUGGUUGGGACUUUCGAGAUAUUGUAGAAAAUUGAUUAGUAUUGGUGGUGGUAUUGCUACUACCACCACCACUACACCCAGUAAAGAAAAAACUCGUAAACUGUUUACAAAUAAUGAAAAAGAUUAUAAAGAAAAAAAUAUAUAA